CCGGAAGAAACAGUAGCUAAAUUCACUAAAGAAAUAUUUCCGCUCAUAAGAUUUAAAAAAACCAAGUGCAUUUUUCAUUUCACCAUUAUUUCCUCGUAUAAACAGUUGAUGAUGUUGAAAGAUUAACAUUAACGCGAAUUAAAAAAGUAAUCAUGAGCGACAGUGACGAGUCAGACUGUUUUUGUGGCCAGAAUCCAAAUGGCGACGUGACUCCAUCAGCGGAGGAAUCUUGUACACAAAGUCUAGAUGUAACAGAAGACAUCAAAUCACAAAUUUUUAUUGAACCAUCAAAUACAGUCGUAGAACCAUUGGAACUUUCUCUCCACACAACUGCAAAGGGUCACUUUAUUGAGAAAUCUGACAGUUUAAAAAGUCCUCUUGACAUAAAACUAAGCAAUAUGGAUCGACUGCUGGCAAUCAACAAAAAGUUAGUUAUCUACUGGAACCAUUGGAUAGUGCUAGAGACUUUGAAAUACCUUCUGUUUACGUCAGACAAUGAAGAUGACCUUUCUCUGAUCGUAGACCGACAAGAUAGUAAUGGUAAAACUGCUAUAUAUGAAAUCUGCAUAACAGUCAUGAGAACUAGAGAUGAAAAAUACAAUGAUUCUGAUAUCGAAAUCGAUCUUGGUGGUGCGUUUCUUGAAGUAAAAAGCUUUAUCAAAAGAAUAGCUUACAUUCCUCGUGUAAAAUGUGUGAGGUUCAAAAAUCUCUAUCAGUGUAGAAUCAGACAUGGCUUUAGGACUAACUAUUACCUUAAAGUUGACCCUGAACAACAUCUAUCAAUGGAACAGUUAACCAGUGAAAAACAAGAUUACUGGAGUUUUGAUUGCUACAUUUUCAAAUGUCUCAAAAUGUGUGUAUCACCUGAAGAAAUUCCAACGACCAUGUUCAUCUGUGUGCUACGAUCAUGUCACCAGUUCGAAAAGCAAAGACCAUACAUUAUGGCGAAAAAUUGUGCAAACGUUGGAGUGACGGUUUUCCCCACUUUAGAACUGGACGUUCAAAGGACUGACAAAGCAGACCCUCGGUUUUUCAGAGUUAUGAAGACUUCAAAUGGAAAACAUCUUUUUGAGUCUCUCAUUUAUAAAGACUAUUAUCUAAGUUGGCCUAAUCCGUUGAGCAACAAGUUGAAGUUGAAAAAGCAUACACCAGUGGAGAUGUCAAUGGCUGUAGAAAAUAUCGAAGAAUGUCAUUUUGAAAUUAUAAACUCUGAGAUGAUAUGUUAAAGAAAAACGGAUAUUUGUAAAUAGAGGAGAAGGCUAUUAUAGAUUGUGAUAUUAUAUGAUUAUAAUUAUAAAUAAAGGCAAUAGUAGUA
Molecule: messenger RNA, 1315 nt
Organism: Mytilus californianus (California mussel)
Lineage: Eukaryota; Metazoa; Mollusca; Bivalvia; Mytilida; Mytilidae
Exons: 10
Coding region: 153-1226 (357 amino acids)
Source: RefSeq, a predicted model, not a curated record